This is a messenger RNA of Magallana angulata, 1670 nucleotides long. RefSeq names its product testis-expressed protein 52-like. The transcript has 3 exons. The record is from RefSeq and is a predicted model, not a curated record. Lineage: Eukaryota; Metazoa; Mollusca; Bivalvia; Ostreida; Ostreidae. The coding region runs from base 113 to 937 and encodes 274 amino acids.
CAGCCAGGUAAACGUCUGCGAGAAUGCACGAGACCAUAACUGUGUCAUGACAACGUUGACACAAACCAAUAUGGCUGAAUAUAUUUACAUUUAGCAAUACAGAUUUUGAAGGAUGUCUGUGGUAGCAAUGCCAACCAUAGAAGAGAGGGAGAAUCUUAUGAAAGAUAACCGGGUACCAUUAUCUGGAUUCAGUCCCCGGCCCAUACAAAGACUAGCCAAUAGGAAGCAGCCCAGAUCUGUGCUAAAUAUCGAGUGUAAUCACUUCUUACGGACAGAGACAAAAGACUUCACACAUGGGCAUGCCCCCGUGACCUAUAAAUUAUGGAUGGAGGCCGGUAAGCAUGACCCCCCCUAUCCGAACACCCCUGACCCAAAUUUCAACAGUAACGUGUGGAGAAACUUUCGUAAACAGUACGGAUUCAACACAACUGCUGAAGGCAGGAAAAUUUCUGAAGUGUUGGCUACUAUGUAUCCAUUGAACAUUCCUGCACCUUCAAAAGUCGGGGACCAUACGUUUGAAAAGUACAUCAGAGAAACAAAACUGUUUAAUGACGAGAAAAUAGCUUUUCUGGCAAUGAAUCGGACAAAGGCCGAUGUGCAGGAAUUCAAGAGGUUGCGUUGUCGAAGUGAAGCGAGGAACCCGCCUAUUGACGAAAGUGGUAAUAUCUUACCUCCAGAGAACUUCAAGAAAUACGAGCACCGGUUUGUACCUCCCCCGCCACUGCCUCCGACCCCACCCCCGUCAAACCAGAAGAUUGACUCCCUGGGUCAGCGCUACAUCCCCCGCUCUGAGCCUCACCUGUGGAAACUGUCUUACAAACUUUCACACCCCCAGUACGAGAGUGUUCGAAAGGAAAUCAAGAGGAGACAAGAACUUAUGAGGAACCAACCCAUUGGGGUCUCCCCCAAAACCUUUCCUUCUCCGCUGGUGCCAUGAAAUUUUAUUGCAUGCGUAUGCAUGUUUUUAUUUAAAUAACUGUGAUAUUUUGGAAAUACCGUUAUAGAUGAUACUGAUGGUCAUUCUAUACUUUUGAUUUAAUUUUGAUUGGAAGACAUCAUUAUCUUAUGUCAGACUACUAGGACUAACAAUUACAUGCAAGUGCUCAACAAAUGUCGUUCAUCAUUUAAUGUUAAACUACCAAAAAAUAUGCUAUACACGGGAUUUGCCUUAUUUUCAUAAACAAUUUCUAUGUUUGUAUUAUUUAUCACUGAAAAAAAAUCGUUGGCCAAAACUCUGCUAACCUUUACAAAUCUUUUGAUCCUUCAAACGAAUUCAUCGAUUCUUUCGACUUUUCAAGGAUAUCGAACGAAGGGUGUCGUAAUAAUGUCAUAAUAUGAAUGUAGACUGUGAUAUGGUACAUGCAUUUGAUGCUUUAUUUUUUUCAUGAUUAUCUUAAUUUUGUAAUGACGGUCUUUGAACUUUACGUGACGUGUAUAUGUAUAAACGUAAUCAGUAUUUGGUAUGCGCCAAAAUGUUGUGUAUACGCUUUGUAUACAAAGCAUUUCGAGAAUUACUUCUAUUCAAGUCGUAAUGUAUUUUCAAACGAUAGAAAGACUUUAGAUGUUAUUUUUUGCGCAUAUUUUCUGUUGUCAUAUUUUCUUGAUUUGUUUUAAGCAUUUGUUACUUUGGUUGUGCAAUCACUGAAUGUGUAAUAAAAUCUAAAAGAAUU